UCGCUCUCGCCUGGCUGCUGGCUGCCUGGCUGCCCGCCUGCCUUCUUUGCCGUGCCUCGUGAGUCGGACGAGAGAAUCCGGGGAGACUCCGGCUUCCAGUGAUGGAGAGACGUGCUCUCUUCGUGUCGCGCUAAAUGGUGAUCGUGUACUCCGAAUGGUGACGGAUAAAUCGGAAAGGCCGAGACUGCACGAGCAAGUCUUUGCCAUUUUACGAGCGAAAGCCUUUCUCCUUGUCUUCAAGCAGCCGGUGAUACCCAUCUUUACUUUGAUCAAUUUCACGAAUGUCUAUGUAUAUUUGCCGACUCGAAUUCGCAAACGGUGCGAUGAUCGUUUCGGAAAUUCCUCACGUCGACUGCUGUUGAAUAUCGUGAAUGUGUAAUUGUGAUUGAUCUCUUGAACUUGAGAAAUAUUUGAGAAAACUCGUCGAGAGUAAAAGUGUUCAAGUAAGUCGAUCCAAUGAAAAAGUGAAAUUCCUUUUGGUGUAUAUAAUCGUUCGAUAUCCUCAUAUUAUCACUUUCAGCCGUCAGUUCAUUUCUAUGCUCUUUUGUUUUUAUCUAUUUAAACACAAGAUUGCCAUUUUAUAGGUAUCGUUUUCCUUUAAAAUUUCAAAGUGUGGAAACGUUUAACUGCUCUUAUGGUACUCUUAUGGAAGAGUAUUCGAUCGGACGAAAGAUUCGAUAGUGAUCGAAUGCAAUUUAUGGGAUAUACCAUUCGUACGUACGUGCUCGUUAUGUUCUUCAGUGGAAACGAUCGAUUCACCUAGUUUCGCUGAUCGUUACGAUCCGAUCGUGACCGAUCUUGCGGUUUCCGUACGAGGAGGCGUGUUCGUUUAACGUCCCUGAAUGCUGGACGUCCGUCUGGCAUUUCGAUUUCAAGAUUCGAUAGAUCCCCUUCCUAUCGUCGUUUGCUUUUCUCCUAACGAAAUGUAUAAUACCGUAUUAUCGUAUCGAUAUCGAUAUCGAUAAAAAAAUAAAAAAAAAUAAAAAAAAAGAAAAACGAAAUAUAUAUGUAUAUAUGUAUAUAAAGAAAAAAAGAACAACAAAUUUUCGAUCGAUUUUCUAAAAAAUUCGCGAUGAUACGAUCGAACGAACGAGUUCGAAAUGUCAAAGGGAAUGCUAUCGUGAUGCGUAGAAUUCUUAAAGUUAAAGAUCGCCUUUCGAUUCUCGAAAUACUAUCUCGCUGACUAACAGCAAGUUAUUUUUGAACUCCCGAAAUGCGUCUCGCUAAGAUAUACAUAUGUAUGUAUAUAUUUAACUAAUCUUCUAGUUGAUAAAACAAAGAAAAUGAAAGUAAAUCUUCAGAUCUUUAUACACGAGGAUAACUAUUCAAUGAAAUUGAUGAUGAAUUGCUUUAGGAAAAUUAAAAAGAAAUGUGAUUUAUACUAUUCCAUGGUGAAAAUUUUUUCGUUCGAACUAGCCUGAUUAAUAUUCAUGCUAUUACUAUAUCAUUAUUCUAAGUAAUGUUGAAAAAUUUAUAUAGUUAGAUGGCGAGAAUGAAAACGUUAAAAAAAAUCUCAUUAUUGUUCGUUACGUAGUACCGGCGACGUUCUUUCUUUAUAUUUUGAAAAGGAAAAAGAGAACGGAAAACGAGGUAUAUCUGCUUAACUUGGAUAUUAAUACAAUUCGUGGAAAGAGAAAAGUAGUUUUCUUAAAAGGUCUUAAUGUAAUUUUAACGGAGAUCGUGAGAAUAGAAAAUGAAAGACAGGACAGGAUUCUUUUUUUAAGGUUAAUGAAAUUAACCGACGUUGUUAAUGAGCUUAUCAUCAAGGUAUACGUCGGUAUCACGUUUAGUUUCUUCUCAAAUUUUCAGUUUUAGCAUUAUACCGUGUGUGGGUCUUUUAAAUGGUUUAUCACUUAUGACGUCAAAAAGAAGAGUAACGAGAGAAGACAGGAUGUUAUAAUGAAGAAGUUUUUAUUCAAAAACAAGAGAAAAGUGACCGAAUGAAGUGUACGUAAUCGGCAAGAUACUUCGUUAGCCGAGACAACAUAUAAUAUCCGUAAUACGGAUAAAGUGGUAACGGUGUUAUAUGAUGUGACGAGUGAAACUCGAUAUCGGAUGUGCUCUUUUUUUACGAUGAUGUCUUCGGCGUUGCUGUGAAAAAUACCGGAAACGGUGCCAAUCCUAUGGGAAGUGAUGUCUACCUAUUAUGGCAGAACCGCUUUCGAAGAAAUUCGUCAGAGCUAAGUACAUGGGUUCGUUUCCUGUGGCGAUUCCCGACGUUGCCAGCCGAGCGGAAUUCGUGCGCUCCCAACUGGAGACUCUCAGAUACAGCGAUCGGUCCACGCCUGUUCUCCUGAUAGUCUCGCUUGCGGGGAUCAAAGUAUGCAGUCCAGAUGGAAAAUGCGUGCAAAUGGCGCACGCGUUAAGGCGCAUCUCCUACGCGACUUGUGAACCCCGACACGCUCAGUUCAGCUUUUUGGCUCGAGAGCCCAGGGCGCAUUUUAGCAUCCAAUACUGCCACUCGUUCGUCACCGAAUCUGCAGAACAGGCGGAAGAAUUGAACACCAUAGUCGGCAAUGCUUUUCGUAUGGCGUACGUGGCGCAGCUCCAGCGCCAACCGAUCCUUCAGGAUGUAAUCUCGCCGCAAUCCUCACCACACUAUCGCAAGGACAAACAGGAACAUCGAACCUCCUGGAACAAAUCUUUGUCCGGCGACAACUCGAUCGCCGGGAGCGGAGGCGGUUGCAGGAAUUCGUCCUCGAAUUCGUGGCUGAAAAGUCGGACGUCGCCCACGUCCAGAAGUGGAAGCGGUUCGUCCGCAGCGGACAUGAACGUACAGCUCGGCAGCGCCGGCUCGCCCACGUUGCGACUAGCCAGCGUAAAGACACCAAAUUCCAUCCCGGGUCUACGGCCGUCGCAUAAUUUUACGAAUGUCCUCGGUCCAAUAACGAACGAGGAUGAGCCGAAAAGUAUUUCGCAGCAAAGUACGCCGAGUAGCGAUGAGAGCAAUUCACCAACGGAGUUGAACUCGUAUAAGAGACUGACGGACAAGCCACCGCUGAUAAAGCGUCUGGCGAUGGGCCUAACCGGUGGGCGCGACGUUCUCGGAUUAAAUGGUGAAGACGACAGCUGUCCCCUCGUAAGCGGUAGCAGCACACCAACUAGCCCCUCAAACAGGCCACAUUCCGGUGGCUAUAUCAACGAAGCGAUUAUCGACUCUGAAGGGACGAGACCAUCUUAUAAUAAGAUACAACCUUCCGAGACCAUCGAUAACACCAUCAAUGCUUCCAUCACUGCCAAAAACUUUAAUAUUGAAAAUAACAGGAUAGGACACAAUUCGCCGAGUUCGGGAACGGAAACGGAAUUUAAAUCGAAAAGAAGAUCACAAAUUAGUACCUCAAGUAGUUCGGUACCAGCAGAUGGGAGUACUCAUGGCUCAACACCGACACCACCGCCUUUGCCAGAAAGAACGGACAGUUUGAAUAAUCGCAGCGAAGAAGCCGAAUUACGCAAAGCACCUUGGUUCCAAGCUGGCAUACCAAGGGAAAUAACGUUGGAAGUGUUGAGUCAGGAGCCGGAAGGAGCCUUCAUGGUACGAGAGAGCACCAGUAAACCCGGAUGUUACGCCCUUUCGCUCCGAGUGCCGCGUGAAUUUCAACCAAGCGGAAUCGCCCAUUAUCUCAUAAUGCGAACUAACAAAGGCUACAAAAUUAAGGGCUUUACGAAAGAAUUCACAACGCUGACAGCCCUGAUAACCCACCAUUCCGUAAUGCCAGAGCUGUUGCCAUGUCCACUGUCGUUAAGCCGAUACAAUCCCAGCUUCGUGAAGAGCGACUCGAACAAGGAUUUCGCGGACAUCGACUCGGAUCCGGAUUACAACACGCUCGCGGAUUUUCGCAAAAUGAUGGCCGAUCUGAACGUCUAGGAAAAGAGGAACAUGCAUUACGUAAACAUGUUUCAUACGUUCAUAAUAACGCGGAAGAAUGAACAUUGUGAGUCUAUCUAUCAACGAACCGCAGGUUUAUUAAGAAGAAAAGACUCACGCAAGUCUGUGUAUAAAAAAAAAAAAAGAAACCUACACGAUUUAAUCGAGAUCACGACGAAUGAUAAAUUGUGUUUAUUUGUGAGGAAGAUAAAUCAUAAAAAAAUAUUGGACGUGAUAUCACAAUGAAAGUAGGUUAGUAUUAUGAAGGUAGAUGACAUCGAACGUGAUUUGAAACGUAAUUGACAAAAUUCUUUACAAUUACGAUUUCACGUUCGGAGUUCAUCGAUAGUGAUAAAAAUCUAUAAGACUAUAAAUAAUUUUAGGAAAUGGCACAGAAACGUGCAAAUCAAAAGUCAAUCGAUGCAAUGAGAGAGGACAACAAGUUGUUGAUCUAACUCUUAAAAACCAAUUGUCAUCUGUCUCGAUUGUUGAAAUUUCAAAAACAUUUUCUCAAGUAAUUUAAAAUGAUAACGUUGAAAUUUACUAUACCGAUCAAAGCUAUCCUCGUUAAUUUCAUUUUUUUUUUUUUUUUGAUUUUGAUUCAAAUUUAAUGUUCCCUUCCCACGUCGAAAUCGAUUAUUUUGUUUUUGAAUUUCUUUUCUAUCGAAACAGACUCAAUGAUCAAGCAAACGUUAUAAUCAAAAAAAUGAAUUUCGAAUAUUGAUCAAAGUUAACGCUACACGAUGUACGCUUUAUGAGGAAAAGAAGGUGAAAGAUUGAUCGAACUAUUGAAAUAACUUGUUUAAGUUAAUAAUAAUGUAUGGAUGUGUGUAACUUGAUAACAUACUCGAGUGUUCUCUUAAUAUAAAAAAUAAAUAAAUAAAUAAAUAAAUAAAAAGGAAGGAAAAGCAGAAGUUAAAUGAACGAAUAGUUCGAUAUUGAUCUGAAAGUGGCUCGUUAUUCAUGCCAUAUUGAUGUUCGUGCGGCUCGAUAGUACGUUAUCAAAUUAAUGUAAAUGUGUUUAUAUGUAUAUAGAUGAUAAUUAACGUUACGCAAAGCAUCUUAUAAUUUAAUUACGAGAGUAAAAGUGAGAGCAACGAGUAAACGAGAAUGGAGUAGUCGUGAAGUAGUUGGAAAAGCAAAAAAGUAAUUUAAAUAAAUAAAAAAGAAAAAGAGUAAAAAAAGAAAAAGAAAAAAAAAGAAAAAAAAGAGGAACAUUUAGAAUCGAAGGACACAAUUAUAGUGCUACUUUAAUCGCUCGACUAACCUAGUCUUGUACAGAAGUUGUGAGCGUAGCUAGUGUUAUAAAUAUAUGAUUGCGCACGUGUGUGUAUAUCGACCGAUAAAAAAAAAAAAGGAAAAGAAAAAAAAUAAAGAGAGAGGACUACAAAAAAAGAAAAAAAAAAAAAAAAAAAAAAGAAGAAGAAGAAGAAGAAUAAAGCAAAAUUGCGUGCCAUCUUUUGUACGCCAGAAAAGGAAAUACAUAAAUUCCAUUUUUAUCGAUCAUCAACGAGUACCGAAACGAUAACUAUAAUAAUUGUAAGGGCGGAUAUAGUAUGGGCGUAUGAGGUAAUUGUCUGUAAUAAAAACGUUCGUUAUAUACAUUAUCGAAACUAUGGUUGAAUAAAAGCAAAUAAUCUCAUCCGAAUGCCUAGCACUUAUAACUUGUUGAUCUAAUCGUUCGACCGAACAAACAAUUCGAAAUUAUUAAUUUAAGCGUAUAAUUAAUCUACUAACGAAGAGACCUGACACGCAAACGAGCGUAAUAUAACGAUAAUAUUUUCCGUAUUAUUUGUUCUUCGAAAUUCUUUUUCAUUUAUAAACAAAAAAGUAAGUUUCGACGAACGAAAAUAUAUACGACCUACGUAUCGCCAAAUUGAUCAACAACAUUUAAAUAAUUGCAAAAGAAUCGCACGAACGAUCGACAAAAAAAUCAUUAAACCGCUGUAAGCUACACUAAGCAAGACAUUAAUCGAUGCUUGAGAUUUGUAAUGAAUUUACGAAUCAUUAUAGCAAUGCGUUGUAUAAUUUCAAUAAAAUUAUUUAUUGCAAUAAAUAAUGAAUUAAAAGGAAUAUCUAUCACCUGGAAACAAUAGAGAUGAUUAUUUACUCUCUUUCAAGACAAUUUGAAUAUAUAUUUCUUAUAACUUAACGCUAUUGUCAUUUAUAUAUAAAAAUGAAAUCAAAAGUAAAAUCAUUUCUGUGUAUGUAUGUAUAUCUAAAAAUCGUAGGACAAAAUAAUCAUAUACCUUAUUCAUC
Messenger RNA from Vespa velutina, 6124 nucleotides. Its product is annotated as tensin-1-like. The record is from RefSeq and is a predicted model, not a curated record. NCBI's taxonomy places the organism in Eukaryota, Metazoa, Arthropoda, Insecta, Hymenoptera, Vespidae. The coding region runs from base 2147 to 3865 and encodes 572 amino acids. The transcript has 10 exons.